CACAAGGAUGCAUUUGAACUUGCAAAGGUGCUCCAUCGAGACCUUGGUGUUGGAAACAUCGUCAUCUACAAAGGGAAGGGCUACCUGAUUGACUGGGACCUUGCAAAGUUGGUUAACAUUCACGGUCCCCGACAAACGACACGCACAGGAACUUGGCAAUUCAUGUCUGUAUACCUCGUCGAGCAUAAAUAUGCUAUAUACUUGGUCAAGGAUGACCUUGAGUCCAGUUUUUACAUUGUUCUGUGGACGACUCUUAAGUACAAGGAGACA
Molecule: messenger RNA, 270 nt
Organism: Suillus fuscotomentosus
Lineage: Eukaryota; Fungi; Basidiomycota; Agaricomycetes; Boletales; Suillaceae
Exons: 2
Biological process (GO): protein phosphorylation
Molecular function (GO): protein kinase activity; ATP binding
Source: RefSeq, a predicted model, not a curated record